GCGCUAGUUUAUCGUAAAAGUUUGGCAGUUAAACAUCGAUGAUUACAACUUUAGAAAUGGAGAAAGGAUUUGAGAGUUUUAAAAAACGAUCCGGCACCACCGAUAAAGGCAAAGACUACGAGGACGUAGCUGUCGCUAAUGUUGUCCUAGAACUAGUAAACAACGUCACAAUAAAGAACUUUCAUGUUUCGUCAAACGAAGCGGAUUUCGGAGCCUUUGAUGACCUAGUUAUUAAAACCGAGUCGGAAAAAGCCAACGAAGUACGAGUGAAAGCUGUGCAGCUAAAACACAGCGAAACGCAAGCUCUGCGCGCAAAAGAUUUACAAAAAAAUAAAGGAAAUUUCAGCAUAGCCAAAUAUUUACAAAGUUUUAAAGAAAUAAAGGUCGAUGUAGACGAACUGAUACUAUUUACCAAUAGACCUUUUAAGUGUGACGACAAGACAACAUUUCAACUGGAAGAAGAAGAAUUUUCUAUUAAAGCUGUUAAAACAAAAGCUACUUUAGAAUUUUUAGAGAAAACAGACUGUGUGUAUCAGUUUGAAAUAAUCGAAGAAGAUUGGAGUGUAGAAACGCUGCUCAAAAUUCGAGAAUAUCAAACGUUUUUUAGUAAAUUUUAUCUGUAUACCGAUCAAGAAAAUGUUGAAAAGAUGAAAGGAAGAAUUGCUGAAAAAUUCAUCACGAGGUAUGUUUCGGAUGAGGAAACAUUCGAUAGAUUCCUCAGAACGAUAUCUCAGUGGAAUAUGCAAGACGGGGUGAAAGAAAAGUUGAAUAAAAAGUGGGUUCAGCGAUUAAUUGCGCUGCAGCUUCUAUUUUGUCAGAUUGAACCUUUGUCGUUUGGUUCGGUGAUUGACAAUGACAAAAUGAUAAUAUUUCGAGAAGUUGUUUCGUCUUUUGAUAUUACACUGUGUAAAAGGGAAUCGUAUGAAGCGCUUAAACAACUGUGGGGUGAUUCUAGACGAGAAGAAAACAUUGACUUUAAAGAAUUAAACUUAGUGAGAGAAAGGUACCUUCCUACAGUCAGAUAUAUUGACAAUGGUAAUAUCGACAAAACGGAUCCAAAGAUAUUGAUGCAGCUGUUAUGGUUAAUGGACAAGUGUCCAUUAACACUACGUCAACACGAAAACGUCGACAAAGCCAUUCAACUUUGUCCCGAUAAAAAGUUCAUCCUAAUUGGUGAAGGGAAGAAUGAGGAGUGGAUGCAAAACUAUUCCGUCUUUCAAAAUCUAUCAAACUUGAAACCCGAUUUGCGCGACGAAGUCAUGCAAAAUUUUACCAUAUCGAUCCAAGGAAAAGGCGAACUUGAUCUUGUAACAGCUUUUGGAAAUAGUGAUGGGUUUUUAGAAAGUGUCACCACGGACAGUCUGCUGGAAAUGCUAAACGGUCCAUAUCCUAUAGGAGGUGAACAAGAAACCCUUCCUGAACCUUAUAUCGGACGUUAUCUCCCUCGGAAUGUUGUAAAUAUAACAUAUUUAGAGAAAGCUCACGAAAACACAGUUAUUGUUUUAAAUUGUGCUAAUAACUUUGAUACAGCUAGAGAUAAACUCAACAAAUGUAACUUAAUUGACAUUGAAAACUUUUUACAGAAAAAAAAUCAGACUGAUCAUAACUCUUGCUUUACUAAUGCAGUUAUCAAUCUAGGUAACAACGAAAACAACUUCCAUUUUGAUAAUCUAAACCUGGCUAACACUAUCUAUAUAGGUAACAGACAUUACAACGACUCUGAACUUCAACAAAUUUACACCGAAAAUCAAACAACUAAACAGUUUCACUAUUUUCAACUUUUGGAUGAUGGAAAUUUAGAGUGGGUCAAAAGCAAAGGUGAUGUUAGUGACUUAGAAGUUUAUAAGUUGUCUGAACAAUAUUCAACGGACGAAAACACGUUGUGGUCUUCUAGGUUAGAAAAUAGCAUCAAUCUGAUAACUGGCGAUCCGGGAAUCGGUAAAUCAGAAUUAAUGAAAAGUUUCAAAAAUAAAUGUCCACCGAAAUACUGGACAGUCAUAAUUAAUCCUCAAGACGUUAAUUCAUUUUUUUAUAAUUCCGAGUUCCCCGAAACAACUAACUAUAUAGAUUUAUUUGAAAAAACUGUCAACAAUUGUCAGUCGGUCAAAAAACUGGAUCGCGAGAUUUUCAAAAUGUGUAUAGAAAGGAACAACGUUGUGUACGUGUGGGACGCCCUUGAUGAAAUUUUAAGCGACAAUUUAGACGAUGUGUUAAAAAUUAUUCUGCAUCUUUCGUCCAAAGGUUUCCACCAGUGGGUUACUAGCAGACGAAAUUUGAAACCAUUCCUUGAAAAACACUUCAGUUUGCUUGCGCUUAGUAUAAAUCGGUUUAGCGAAGACGAACAAGAAAAUUACUGCAGAAAUCGUCUAAAUACUUUUGUUUCCUCAGACCAAAUUGAAGUCACAAUUGAGAAAAUCAAAUCGUCGUUUGCGAUCGUGGAACACGUAGACAUUUUGGGUGUUCCGCUUCAAAUAUUCAUGCUUACUGAACUGUUUCGUCAAAAUCACGAAAAAUAUUUGAAACUAAUGGACAACACGUUUCUCUUAACCGACUUGUACGAUUAUUUUAUUGCGGAAAAAUUGAACAUUUUUUACCAAGAUAAGAUUGAAAUCGAUAUUAAAAACCCGCAUUUGGCGAGAAGAAUUAACAAAGAAAAACGAGAAGCUUUAGAUCUGUAUGAACGAGUGGCUUUUAAAGUAGUAUUUCACGACGAAAUUUUGCAGCAGUUAAAUAUUGACUUUGAAAAAUGUUUAGAAACAGUUGUAGAAGAAUAUGCAUCUCUUGGUUUUGUGAAAGAAUUCCAAAAUAAUGUACCGCGUUUUCUUCAUAGCUCUUUCGCGGAAUAUUUAGUUGCUGUAUAUAUUUUCAAAAACACUAGUGAUUUGAAAGUUUUCAUUGCUGAUAUACUGUUUGGCGCCAAAUACGACAACGUUCGCUUCUUUUUUGAUAUGUUGUUAGCCAAAAACUCUAAAGCUCACAUUGCCGUCUUAUACAAAAAUUACGAAACGUUUAAAACUUACGACGACGAAAUUUUGACACUCAAAGAUAAAUGGGACAGAAGUGCCUUACAUUUGAUUUCGUCAUGGGGUAAAAGACAUCCGCGUAUAAAAAUAACUCAAGGGUAUAUUGUACAAGAAGAUCGCAAUUUUGAUAAAAAAUCGGAAACUGAAGCGUAUUUUGAAGCGUUGGCGUAUUUACAACAAAAGAACAAUGUUGACGAAUUUGACACUCUGCUAAACGCGACUCCUUUGUCUUAUGCUACAAAAAGUGAGAGCUUGGGAGCAGAACUAAAGUUACUACGAACGAAACAAACUGAUUUGAAUCGAUUAUGCACUCGCGAUGAUAUAAUAAACUUUUUAUAUUAUUCUGCUUUGUUCGGCUAUGACGAUGUAUGUAUACUUUUGACAGCUGAAGUGUUAAAUACUUUUGGGUGUGAAGUGAAACUUAUUAGUGUACUAUUCGUACAAAUACCUCUCUUACCGAACUAUUACUUUCCCAACUUCGAUGUCAACGAAUAUCUUUUAAAAUUGUUUGUGGAAAAAGAAUUCGUUAUCACACUAUUAUACAUAGCUUCUGGAAAUGGGCACGAAAAAAUUGUUGACUACUUAGAGACAGUCGGCGCAGAAAUCGAUCGCGCUGCGAUUGGUGGUCAUACACCACUUUACUUAGCUUGUCAAAACGGCCACGAAAAUGUUGUCAAAUACCUAGCGACAGCCGGUGCCGAAAUCAAUCGCGCUAAUAACGAGGGUUGGACACCACUUUUGAUAGCUUCCUUUCACGGCCACGGAAAAGUUGUCCAAUACUUAGUGACCUUCGGCGCCCAAAUUAAUCCCUCGACUAAUCACGGUUGGACAGCACUUCACGUAGCUUCCGAAAAAGGCCACGAAAAAAUUGUCGACUACUUGGCGACAGUCGGUGCCGAAAUCAAUUGUGCUAAUAACAACAACGGUAGCACACCACUUCACCUAGCUUCCCGUAACGGUCACGAAGAAGUUGUCCAAUGCUUAGUGAGACUCGGCGUCGAAGUCAAUCGCGCUGAAAAUAAUGGUUGCACACCACUUUUUAUAGCUUCCCAAAACGGUCAAGAAAAAGUUGUCGAAUACUUGGAAUCAGUCGGCGCCGAAGUCAAUCGCGCUAAUAAAAAAGGUGUAACACCUCUUCACGUAGCUUCUCGAAAUGGCCACGAAAAAGUUACCAAAAUCUUAACCACGGCCAGCGCUAAAAUUAAUCCUGUGACGAAGGACGGUUGGACACCACUUCAUCUAGCUUCCGAAAAAGGCCACGGAAAGGUUGUCGAAUACUUGGCGACAGCCGGGGCUGAAAUCAAUCGCGUUAAUAAGAACGGUUCAACACCACUUUUUAUGGCUUCUCGAAACGGUCAUGAAACAAUUGUGAAAUAUCUAGCGACACUUGGCGCUGAAAUUAAUCGUGCUAAUCAUGAUGGUUGGACACCACUUCACGUAGCUUGCGAAAAAGGCCACGACAAAGUGGUCGAAUACUUGGUGACAAUCGGUGCCGAAGUCAAUCGCGCUAACAAAAAAGGUGCCACACCUCUUCAUGUAGCUUCUCGAAAUGGCCAUGAUAAAGUUAUCGACAAGUUAACCACGGCCGGUGCGGAAAUUAAUUCUGUUAGGAAUGACGGUUGGACACCGCUUCACAUAGCUUGCGAAAAAGGCCACGAAAAGGUUGUCGAAUAUUUAGUGUCACUUGGCGCCGAAAUCAAUCGCGUUCAAAACAAGGGUUGCACACCACUUUUUAUAGCUUCCCACAACGGUCAAGAAACAAUUGUGAAGUAUCUGGCGACACUUGGCGCUGAAAUUAAUCGUGCUAGUCAUGAAGGCUGGACACCACUUCACGUGGCUUCCGAAAAAGGUCACGAAAAAAUUGUCGAAUACUUGGCCACAAUCGGCGCUGAAAUCAAUAGCACUAAUAAAAAAGAUGCGACACCACUUUACACAGCUUCCCGAAAAGGCCAUGAAACAAUUGUCCAAAACUUAACAACAGCCGGCGCUGAAGUCAAUCGCGCUACUGCCGACGGUUGGACACCACUUCACAUUGCUUGCGAAAAAGGUCACGAAGUAGUUGUCGAGUAUUUGACGACAGCCGGCGCCGAAAUCAAUCACAUUGAUAAUGAUGGUGAUACCCCACUUCACGUAGCUUGCGAAAACGGCCAUGAAACAGUCGUUGAAUACCUGGUGACAAAGGGCGCCGAAUUGAAUCGCGCUGAUAAUGAUGGUUGGACACCUCUUCACGUGGCUUCUUUCAACGGCCACGAAAAAAUUGUCGAAUACUUGGCGACAGCCGGCGCUGAAAUUAAUCGUGUUAGUAAUAACGGUUUGAUACCACUUCACGUGGCUUGCGACAAAGGCCACGAAAAAGUUGUCGAAUACUUGGUGACCAAGAGCGUCGAGCUGAAUCGCGCUGAUAAUAACGGUUGGACACCUCUUCACGUGGCUUCUUUCAACGGCCACGAAAAAAUUGUCGAAUACUUGGUGACAGUCGGUGCGGACAUCAGUCAGGUUGAUAAUUACGGUUCGACACCACUUUUCGUAGCAUCCUUCAAAGGCUACGAAAAAGUUGUGGAGUAUUUGACGACCGUCGGCGCCGAAAUCAAUCGUGCUGAUAAUGAAGGUGACACACCACUUCACGUAGCUUCCAAAAACGGCCACGAAAAAGUUGUUGAAUACUUAACGACAGUCGGGGCUGAAAUCAAUCGCGUUAAUAAAAACGGUUCGACAGCACUUUUUGUAGCUUCGCAAAACGGGCAUGAAAAGGUUGUCGAACGUUUGGUGACAUUCGGUGGCGAAAUCUAUCGUGCUUCUAAUUCGGGUUGGACGCCACUGCACGCAGCUUCCGUAAACGGUCACGAAAAAGUCGUCCAAUAUUUAAUAACAUCAGCCGUUGACCAAAUCAAUUGUCUUCUGAAACGGAUUUUAAAAGUGACACCUACUUAAUCCCGUUCCUCUUCUACUGUACGGUGUAGAGGUAAUGUGGUCGCACUGCUCCUUCCACAGCAUUCCUUAGCUCGGCUUGCCUCCAUCUCAUUUUUCUCCUUCGUAGUGUCUUUACCAUCUUGCUGUGCUUUCUUUUUGCCUUGGCCAAAUUGUCGAUCCUAGGUAUUUGAAACUUUCCUUUUGGUUGAUCAUUGUCAAGCUUGAUGUAUAUUUUUUGUUAAUUUUUUCCUAUUACCGUGAUUUCUGUUUUUUCCACGUUUAUGUUCAUUCCGUAGUCUUUAAAUUCUUUAUUCCGUAUCUCUAAUUUCUUUUGAAGUUAUUUUUCUGUAUCCGCCGAUAUAACAAAAUCAUCUGCGUUCAUCAUUAUUGUUAUUAAUAGCUGGUGCAGUUUUCAUACUAUAUUUACCCCUUUUAUAUUCUCGUUCCAUUUCGGUUAUAAAUAGUAAUGGUCUCAACACCCCUCCUUGGCGCACUUCUUUGCUUGUUAGAAUCCCGUUUGAUUGGGCGUUGUCAGUUCUCACUAUAUUUCUAGUCGCUUUUGUGUAUACUUUUGAUUGCUCUGAGCAAGGUUUUCUCUACUUUUGCUUUUUCUAGUAUUUUUCAUAUUUUUGUUUGAUGAUGUUUAUUAACGGUCAAAAAAAAACCAAUUACAAUAAUAAAAACAUACAAAAGUUACAACACUAAAUUAAAAUCUUCCUGUGGAUCGAUGAUUUAAACCUGGUGUAAGAAAUUCCCACAAACUCAAUUUCAUUAUAGAUAAGUGUCAGUCUAGCAAGACGACUAACAGGCAAUUGAAACGCGUACAAAGUACGAUGAUAUGGAAUUGAAAGUAAGUGAGAAUUUCUUACUUGACGAGAUGGAACAUGUAUCAUAAAUAAAAUUAAAAUAUUUGAACAAGUAACAAUACCAGACAAUACUUUAUAAACAAAACACAUAUCAAACAUUAUUCUUCUCUUAGAAAGUAACGUAAGCCCAAAAUAACUUAUUAUCAUAGUAUAAUUAUAGCUAUUGAAAAAUAUUUUAAACUUAUAGCACAGAAAUUUGACGAAUUUUUUUUGAAUUUCUUCAAUUCUUUGACUGUGCAUCUUAUAAUAAGGAGACCAUAUAGUAACACCGUAUUCGAGGAUCGACCUUACAAAAGAUGAAAACAAAACAAUAAAAGAUCUAAGAUUUGUGAACUCACUACAGGUUCUUUUUACUAAUCCUAACAUUUUAUUUGCUUUAGAAACAAUAUUAUUUAUGUGCAAAAUAAAAGAGAGUUUACUAUCAAUAGUAAUUCCUAAAUCACGAAAACUGGUCACAUUUUCAAGAACAAUAGAAGACAAUGUAUAAUUAUAAUGUUCAGAACAUAAUUUACGACUAAAUCUUAAAACCUUACACUUAGGUACGUUAAAUUCUAGUCCAUUUUUCUUACACCAAAAUUCUAAAAAGUUCAAAUCAGAUUGUAUCAUAUGACAAUCAGAGGGGCAAGUAAUUUUUUUAAAGAUUUUUAAAUCAUCUGCAAAUAGUAAAAGCUGACUACAUUUUAUAACAUCUUUGAUAUCAUUUAUAAAUAGAGAGAAAAGCAAAGGCUUAGGGAACCUUGCGGAACACCAGAAGAUGGAAUUAUACAUUUUGAUUUAAACCCAUUUAUAAUUACAAAUUGCCUUCGAUUACUUAGAUAUGAAUCUAUCCAUGAAAGUAAAGGAUCACCAAUUCCAAUCUUAGCCAAUUUUAAUAGUAGAAUACGAAUAUUCACCCUAUCAAAAGCUUUUGCCAAAUCAGUGUAAAUAUAAUCAGUAUCGUAACCAUUUUCCAUAUUAUUAACUACCUAUAUAAUUAGUAAAUAUUAUUAAAUUAGAAGUUGUCGAACGCCCUUUAAAGAAGCCAUGCUGUUCAUCUAGGAUGAUAUUUUUUACAUGGAAAGACAGAAUGUCACAUGUAAUUGAAUCAAAUAUUUUGGCUAUAGGUGAACCAAUACUAAUAGGUCUAUAGUUUGAAAUAUCACUACGAUGACCUUUCUUAUAAAUAGGUGUAACAUAAGAAAUUUUCCAUAGUGUAGGAACUUUGGAUAAUUGUAAAGAUCUUUUAUAUAAAAUUUGUAGGGGAAAACAUAAAUUGUGAGCACAUUGUUUUAAAAAUAGUGAUGGAAUACCAUCUGGACCUAUUUUAACAGAAGAAUCUAAGGAAAGUAAUUUAGACAAAACGGUGGAUUUUUCAAAUGAAUUAAUAUCAACAAGAUUGUCUUUCCAAUUUGAUGAACUCAUAUUAACAUCAGUAUCAGCUACCGUAUAUACAGUUUGAAAAUAAGUAGCAAACAAAUCUGCAAUGGAUUUAGAAGAAUCAGCUAUGAUAUCACCUAAGAACAUAGAACAGGGAAACCCCACUGUAUUAGAUUUUGAUUUCUUGACAAAUGACCAAAAACACUUCGAAUAUGAUUUUUCCUACACAAGUUCAUAGCCAACUUACAUGUACGUCUAAGAUCACAAAACUUUACAUAAUCUGAAUAUAAUCCAGUUACCUUAAAAUCCCUAUGAGCUUUUUUUUUUUUCACAAUAAGAGAUCUUGUAUGGUUAUCAACCCAAUAAGGAAAGUUGUUCUGAGUUUUUUUAACAACAAUAGGAACAAAACGAUUUAUAAGAGAAUUUAUGUGAGAAUAAAAAUAAUACAUACAAUCAUCAAGAUGGGAAAAAUUUUCCAUGGUAAACCAAUCAAUUUGCUCCAGUUGGGUAUUAAUUACAUCAAAUGACGCGUUCUUAAAAUCCAAAUAAGAUGUGUAUAUAGUAUGCUCUAGUAAAGGCAAGAAUAUGUCACUAAUUUUAAUAAUAAAGGCAGGAUGAUUUAUAUCUUUCGGUAAUAAGGAUAAACAUUCUUCAAUCAUAAGUGCAGUAUUACUAAAGCUUAAAUCCAAAAUUACAUCAUUUCCAUUCAAUAUAAAGUUGUAUUGAAAAAGACCACUCACAGCGAAAUUGUCACAAAUUAAUUCUUCAAUCAUUGAAACAACAUUAACAGGUAUUAAAUAAUUACAAUUAGUAUCACUUUUCCAGCUCAAUCCAGGCAAAUUGUAAUCACCAACAAUACAUACUGUAGUUUCAGGAUAAUCAGCAAUUAAAGAAUCAACCAAAGAUAUAUGGUCAGAAUACACAGCUAAGGGUGAAUUAGGAGGAAAAUACACAGUUCCAAUUAUAAUUUGAAUGCCAUUAAACGAAAUUAGUAUCCAAACUUCUUCUCUUUGAAGAGUAUCAAUUUGCAGUAAAGUAGAAGGAAUAUUCUUUAUAACAGCUAUCAUUACACCACCACCACGUUCUUUAUUCGUCUCUAAAAAGGAUCUAUCCUUUCUGUAAACAACAUAUCUAUCAUCUAUAAUUUCCCCAUUAAAAAAUGUGUCAUUAAGCCAAGUUUCUGUUAAAGAAAUUAUGGGAUAGUUCUCGCACAAUACAUUAGAAUAUAAAUCACUGAUUUUAGUUCUCAACCCUCUAACAUUCUGAUAAUAAAUUGUUAACUCUGAGUUUGAUGAUCUGGAGUUUUUUGAAAAUUUGAUUGUCUUCGUACACUACGAGGACUAAAAUAUUUACGAACAGCAAUACCGAUUGGCCAAAAAGAUGGAUCCAAAACUUUUUCAAAUAAUGAAAAAUCGAUUGAUAAUUUAAAGGAACUGUAUUUAUCAGGGAACUUAGAAUUUAAUUGUUUAAGUUCAAAGGAUUGAAUAUUGUCCAUAUUGUCAUUUGCGCUACAAACACACUGUAAUUUAUUCCUAAUGUAAUCUUCAAUCUUACUAAUAUUAACCCCAGGAUUUACUCUUGUGACAUGAAUGUCCCUUUUUCGUCGCCUAGUGACAGCAACAAACUCAUUACUACGAUCUCCAAGAGCAUCUCCAUUUUCAUUGGUGACUUGAGAAGUACCAAUUAUCAAGGUCUUCAUUACCCUCGUUUUACUGGUAGCAUUAGUAAUAUUGGACUUAACUGGAGCAUUUUUAUUGGGUUCAUACACGUUUUGAUUAUCUUCCACAACAGCUGAGCGAAGGUUUACAUUUCUUUUAAACGAUGUUUUAUCCAGGCUUUUCUGAGGACCUUUCUUGUCACUAUUACCACUAAUUGUGAAGACAUUACCUUCAAUUUCAUUACUAGAUAAAACUGAUGAUUUUUCAGAUAAACGAUCAUCAUCCCAACAAGGCAGUUUUAAAGAACUAUACUGGGUUUCUCUUGUUGACAUCUUCUCGAAAAUACUUGAUUUUAGAAUCUGAACCUCAUCUCUAAGUUUUUUAAUUUCGAUCAUUAGAGGAGACACAGUCUUGUCGACCAUUUUAUUUAACAGAUUGGAAAAUUCAUCACUAUUCAAGAACUUUAAAACUUCUUGAGCAGAAGAUGUAGAACUAUUGGAACUUACAGAUUCAUUCGAAUCACCACAGCACUUAACACAUACUAGCUCAUUAUUCGACAGAAAAAUAAGCUUGUUAUUCGUUUCUUGUACCACUAAAGCACAGCUUUUAUGAAAGUACGUAUGACACUUAACACACGACCAGGCAUUAGACACUUUGUUUUUACAUUUUCUGCAUUGCUUAUCAACAUCAUCAUUUAUUUUAGAACACUGUAUGCGACACGUUUACACUCGCCGACGCCAUCUUAAAUUUUUGCUGACCUUCUUUCAAUUCAUUUAUUUCUUGCAUCAUUGCUGUCACUAUCGUUUUCAGUUCUGCCAUAUCCGAAAUCCCUUGUUUUUUUAAGUUCACAUUCUGACUUGUUUCUUUUACGUUUUCCGUCAUCCGUCGUAUAUUCCACGUCGCGUCGUCAGAUUCGGAGUUUCCACUCAUGUGUCCUUUAUUAUUUGGGUGACCUUCGUAUUUCACCGUUUCUACUACUGUUUCUACACGUACUCAAUUUGCAAAUUUAACCUCGUUCGCCUUUAGUUACGUCUAUUUGGUUAUCUACAACUUCUUCCACACUCGAUUCUUAUUCUUAUGUUAAUCUACACACUUCGUACUGUACUUUUCACCACAAAUUGCACAAUUUAUUUUCACUGCACCUCGUGCCAGCCGAAAUCAAUCGAAACCCCUCGUAGUAAGUUCCGUAAGGGUUUCCAUACACCCGUUAUACCAGGUUAAUAAUUUUUUUAGUAUGACUUCAUCACGUUUGCUUUGUCCCCCGGUUACAAUCAAGCUUAAAAAUUUUUGAAUACUUAAUUUGUAAGUUCAGAAAAGUUAAGAUUCACUUGUGAUACGUACAAUUUUCCAAAAGAAAGAACUGAUCAACUGACAUCUUUUUCGCAAAUAGUACUAAAUAAAAAAACAUAUGACAACAAAUUUAACAAAAUUUUCUGAAAAAAAAACGUAACUGUGUUUUCUGCAUUAUUCAUAAAUACAUAUAGAAAAAGAAAAAGCGAUGCAUGGUACCUUCUAGUAUUUUCCAAAGACUGUCUUGGACGAAAAUGGGGGCACGACAACCACACCACGAUUAAGCAAAGGAAAACAUACUUAAUUAAGGAUCGAUUCUUGACGGACAUCUAAAAGCGUAGUAACUGGUAGCACAAAAAGGGAUUUUUUUCAAAGCGUUCGAAGAUAUCCAGCUCAUAACAUCAGUCUCCAGUGUAUAGAAAUUUUAUCUGCGCUUUUUUAACGAUUAUGUUUUUGACUUCGUGCUGUUGGGAAGUAAAAUUUUGGAAAACAACGAGAAAUAAGUACCCCGUAGUCCUGGUAAUUGGUGGACGGACCAUCUUUAAGACAUUGAAGUUCCGUUUCAAGGUGUUCAAAAGAAAUAGACACUGUCCUGGUUCUUCGGGAAAUCGUCCUGCCUGCCUGGCUUAUUCGUCGAAAUAUUAUAAUUUUAAAUACUUAUUGUAGAGUUUUAGUUUAGAUCAGACAGAUUGUCAACCUUCCGAACUUAUCCUAUAUAACAAGUUUCGAAGUGUGAUAAUCUUAACUAGGAUUCAAGGGUAGAAAAUUUUCGCCGUUUACAAUGAUGCAGCUUGUACAGGGUGUAUUUUUUCUUUUUUGUAUUUGCCGAAAAGUGACUGCUUGAGUCUGAUUUAUUACUGUUUUUGGAGGGAAUCACUCCCCAAGACAGAUAAUUCGUCAGAGAUUGUCCCUUCUAAAGGGAAGGAAUUUCUGCUUGGCUGUAAAAUUUUGCCCAAAACGUUAAUUACUGUAUUGACUUUAUUUUUGUGAACUCGAAUAAAGGCGGCUGGUUGAGACUA
Molecule: messenger RNA, 12122 nt
Organism: Zophobas morio
Lineage: Eukaryota; Metazoa; Arthropoda; Insecta; Coleoptera; Tenebrionidae
Exons: 4
Coding region: 39-5954 (1971 amino acids)
Molecular function (GO): protein binding
Source: RefSeq, a predicted model, not a curated record